AUGGUCGAGGCUGAUGAUUCAUGGGCAGCCUUUGAAGCAAUGACCCGUGAUGACUGGUCCGUGGAGGCUGAUGAUUCAUGGGCAGCCCCAGACUUGGUGACCUCCGCUGCUAUGGUCGAGGCUGAUGAUUCAUGGGCAGCCUUUGAAGCAAUGACCCGUGAUGACUGGUCCGUGGAGGCUGAUGAUUCAUGGGCAGCCCCAGACUUGGUGACCUCCGCUGCUAUGGUCGAGGCUGAUGAUUCAUGGGCAGCCUUUGAAGCAAUGACCCGUGAUGACUGGUCCGUGGAGGCUGAUGAUUCAUGGGCAGCCCCAGACUUGGUGACCUCCGCUGCUAUGGUCGAGGCUGAUGAUUCAUGGGCAGCCUUUGAAGCAAUGACCCGUGAUGACUGGUCCGUGGAGGCUGAUGAUUCAUGGGCAGCUCCAGACUUGGUGACUUCCGCUGCUAUGGUCGAGGCUGAUGAUUCAUGGGCAGCCUUUGAAGCAAUGACCCGUGAUGACUGGUCCGUGGAGGCUGAUGAUCCAUGCCCAUCCGCCGAAUUGGUGGCCGCCAUCACCGAAGAGGCUGAUGAUCCAUGCCCAUCCGCCGAAUUGGUGGCCGCCAUCACCGAAGAGGCUGAUGAUGCAUGGGCAGCCUUCGAGAUGAUGACCAGUGAUGACUGGUCCGUAGAGACUGAUGCCUUCCUGGACGUCACGGCCAUCUGUGCUGUCGUUGUGUAAAUUGUCAUGCUUCACUAAGCAGCCUGGUAACACACUCACCAGUGACCCCCGGCGCAGGCGCGAGCCACAUCGUGAGCCACACUCCCGGGGAGCGAGACACCCUUCAGUGACCGUCGCUCUUAUUACACCUUCAGGGGAGGAGCUCCAGCUGUAUUUCUUAUCUUAUCAAUGAAAA
This is a messenger RNA of Eriocheir sinensis (Chinese mitten crab), 892 nucleotides long. RefSeq lists its product as uncharacterized. Bases 1 to 717 code for a protein of 238 amino acids. NCBI's taxonomy places the organism in Eukaryota, Metazoa, Arthropoda, Malacostraca, Decapoda, Varunidae. The transcript has 2 exons. The record is from RefSeq and is a predicted model, not a curated record.